Messenger RNA from Cucumis sativus (cucumber), 757 nucleotides. RefSeq lists its product as uncharacterized. The record is from RefSeq and is a predicted model, not a curated record. Lineage: Eukaryota; Viridiplantae; Streptophyta; Magnoliopsida; Cucurbitales; Cucurbitaceae. The transcript has 4 exons. The coding region runs from base 86 to 409 and encodes 107 amino acids.
UUGUAAGUUAACCGAAUAUACUUCCGACCCGCGCAAACGCAACGUAACUGGAACUCUUUGUUCAUCUCGUUUCAACAUCUCUCCGAUGGCAACUUCCGAAUCAAAACCAAAUGAUCAGCUGAUUCCCUUGCCGGAAUCUGAAUCGUUACCGGAAUCUGAAUCCCAGCUCUCAGCUCUCAUUUUCGAUAUAUCACAACAGGCUCAAGGGGCUAUGGAGAAUAUGCUUAGAAUGAUCAGUGAAAUUGAUCAAAACGCUGUUGGAAUAGUGGAAGACAUAGAAAAGUGCAGGGGUUCUGCUCUUGACAGAAAGGGAGUGUUGGAGGAAGAGAAACAACAAUUUCAACAAGCUGCUUACACUGUUUUAGACAUGCUCAACAACGGAGGAGGGGGAAUGCUGAAAUUUUCUUGAUCAUGACCUGUGGUUUUCAAAGUUUAACUAGAGCUUGAGGAAUCAACCUGUAAAGAUAGCUGGGGGGUUAUGAGUUAUGAAUGUAUGGGAUAUUAUCUUCCGUUGAAUGGUGAAUACAAUACGCUAUUUUUGCUUAGUCUACAUCAGAACAAAUCCUCAUGUAAUCCCUUCCUAUUGUCUUGCCUUCAGUUCUGGGUUCAUUAAAAUUUAGGAUAUGCAAGCUUAUACUUUGUCUGAAUAUCCUUCAAUUGCCAAUCACAUUAUCACUUCGAAGCAACAUAAGUUUUCUUAAAGAUAUUGACAGUCCAAUUAGAUAUUUAUUUAUAAAAGUAGUAGUUUUGUGAUUUA